GAACUCCCAAAUUUAUAUUUUUUGUACCGACGAAAUAUAGUUCUCCCACAAAAUUUCCCGCUAUUUUCACUUUUCAGUGCGGACGGUACAAGGUCCUUCUGUAGAACGGAAACCUGCUAUUCAAAGCACAGGAAGAUAAGACAAGCCCCGUAACAGAAACAGCUAGCUACCGACGAGCCUUACUAUCCGUCUCAUAGUUUUCCGGCAAAGUGACAUAAUAAGAGUUUCAGUAAUCAGAAACAGCCACCGCUAGCUACCGAUCGAAUCAAGUCACUGUCUUUUAAGUAAUAAAAGUUUCCUGCAUUCACAUUCAUAAACACCAAACAUUCUGUGUGUCUGAAUCAGGCCGCUGUACCAUGGAGCUUUAACGACGGCAGAAUCUCUGCUUGCAGUUGGAGAACGGAUCCCGCCGAUCAAUUCCCGCAGCCGUUUUAUGAGAAACAUAAACGACGACAGAAUCUUCUUACCCUUACAAGUAACUGGAUGAUAAUGCCAUGAUGGUGAAUUGGUGAUGAUACCAUUCUGAGAGCAGAGCAAAUUCUGGAAAGGAAAAAAAAAUGGGGAGUUCACCGCAGAAUGUGCUCCCUGAAUCUCAAUUUCUCGACCGAGAUGAUAGCCUCAAACUCGGAGAUGGGUUACAAGAAGUGAACGACAACCCGAUUGAGGAAGUGAGGCUGACAGUACCAAUCACCGACGAUCCCACGACACCGGUCCUCACAUUUCGAACAUGGGUUCUCGGGCUGUCGUUCUGCGUCUUCCUCUCCGUCAUGAACCAGUUCUUCGGGUACCGUUACAACGGUCUCGGCAUCGGCUCUACUUCGGCCCAGAUCAUCAUGCUCCCACUCGGCAAAUUGAUGGCUGCUUCCCUCCCCGCAAGGCGAUUCAGAGUGCCCCUGACGAGUUGGUCCUUCACAUUGAACCCCGGGCCGUUCAACAUGAAGGAACAUGCAUUGAUCACAAUCCUCACCAAUUGUGGGUCCGGUGGGGUUCAGGCGAUCGCCAUUAUCAUCGCGGUCCGAGCUUUCUACCACCGGAACAUCCACAUUGUCGCGGCUCUGCUUCUAGUCCUUACCACUCAGUUGCUUGGGUAUGGAUGGGCUGGAAUGUUUCGCAAAAUUCUGGUGGAUUCGCCUCAUAUGUGGUGGCCAGGAAACAUGCCACAAAUCUCACUUUUCAGGGCGUUACAUGAAACAGAGGAGAGGCCAAAAGGAGGACAAACCCGGCUGCAGUUUUUCCUCCUGGUGUCCAUAUCAAGCUUUGCUUACUACAUAGUUCCGGGAUACUUCUUCCCAUCAAUAUCGGCACUGUCGUUCGUGUGUUGGAUUUGGAAGGACUCCAUCACUGCACAACAGCUUGGUUCGGGGCUGAACGGGCUUGGACUCGGUGCAUUCGGUCUCGACUGGUCUACCAUCUCCGGGUUCGUGGGGAGCCCUCUAGCCACACCAUCGUUUGCAAUUUUCAACACCAUGGCUGGGUUCAUCCUGUUUGUCUAUUUCAUCCUGCCGAUCGCUUACUGGAAAAAUGCGUACAACGCGAGGAGAUUCCCAAUGCUUUCUGAGCAGACAUUUGACAGCUCCGGUCAGCCGUACAACACUACCAGGAUUCUGAACGAGAGGGAGUUCAGAAUGGACCUGAGCGAAUACGAAAACUACAGCAAGCUGUACCUCAGCAUCACUUUUGCAUUCAACUAUGGGAUCAGUUUUGCAGCUUUCAUGGCUACAAUAGUGCACGUUGCGCUUUUCGAUGGGAAGUCAAUUUGGAAAAUGUGGAAGACGGCAUCAAGUGGAAUUAAAGACCAAUUCAGCGAUGUCCACACAAGAAUGAUGAAGAAGAACUACGAAGAAGUUCCUCAAUGGUGGUUUCUAGUUAUAAUGGUCGUAUCACUAGCACUUUCUUUCGUUGCCAUUGAAGGGUUUAACAAACAACUGCAACUUCCAUGGUGGGGACUCAUUCUAUCAUGUGCAAUUGCAUUUGCUGUCACCUUACCGUCCGGGAUACUCGUUGCCUCUGCAAACCAGGGCAUCGGGUUAAACAUAAUCACAGAGCUGAUCAUAGGAUACUUGUACCCAGGCAGGCCUGUGGCAAAUGUGGCAUUCAAGACCUAUGGCACAAUUAGCAUUUGGCAAGCGCUUACCUUCUUAUCAGACUUCAAACUCGGCCACUACAUGAAAGUCCCGCCGAAAUCAAUGUUCCUGGUCCAACUAGUAGGCACAAUAGUUGCUUCCACCGUCCAACUCGGAACCACUUGGUGGAUCCUCUCUAGCAUCAAGGGCAUAUGUGACUCAACUAAGCUCCCCAAGGGAAGUCCAUGGACCUGCCCCGGGUACGAUGUCUUCUACAGCGCUUCGGUCAUUUGGGGAGUCAUUGGGCCGCUCAGGAUCUUCAACGAUCGUGGCGUUUACCCUCAGAUGAACUGGUUCUUCCUGAUAGGUACCUUUGCACCAGUUCCGGUGUGGCUGUUGUCGAGGAAGUUCCCGGAGAAGAAGUGGAUCAGGAUGGUUUACAUGCCCAUCAUAUUGUCGGGAAUGGGAGGCCUGCUGCCGGCGAAGCCGAUUCACUAUUGGUCUUGGGGAGUUGUGGGAGUGUUCUUCAACUACUACAUAUACAAAAAACACAAGGGAUGGUGGGCUAGGCACACAUACAUCCUGUCAGCUGCUCUGGAUGUUGGGAUUGCCUUCAUGGGUCUGUUUCUCUACGUUGCUCUUCAGAGGAAGGAGAUAUACGGCCCACAAUGGUGGGGACUCCAGGCUGAUGACCAUUGUCCAUUGGCAAAGUGCCCUACAGUUCCUGGUGUUUAUGUCAAAGGAUGCCCUGCCAUUCAAUGAUAUGCAGGAGUUGUGGCCUUGUGGUCGAAUAAUUCUCGGACCUUGAAUUAAUCGGGUUUAUAAGCAUGAUACUAUACCAUAAUCCUUGAUGGGUGAACGCUAUGGAUUAGCUAUCUAAAUUAUAGAGCAUAAACCCUAAGAUUGUACUUGUAAUGUGUUGCAUAUAUUUCGAUGAAUUAUGAUCGUCGAUUUUUUUUUUUUCAUUAAAUUGAUCUUAGUGUAUGAGAUUUAUAAAACUAAGAUAUAGAUUUUAAUCUUUAAGGGUUUGGGAAUAGUACCAGAUGUCAAACUCCGGUCAAUUCAAGGUCUAGAUAUCAUUUUCUUACUCAAAGUAUGUCAUACCUUUGAUUUUAUCUAAGGUACGAUAGAACCACCGAUAUCUAUUGGUUAAGGCUAGCAUACAUUUUAUGGUGAUAUGUCGAAGUAAAUGUUGUGAUGUGGUUUUUUUAUAAGAGUUGUGGUUUACUUUAAAAGAUUUGUGGUGUGCCUUUAUAAACUUGCGGUGAGACUUGUGGUGUGUUUUAAUAAACUUGUGGUGUAUUUUAUGAGACUUGUGUUAUGCUUCAUUGGAUUAGUGGUUUGCUUUAGAAACUUGUGGUGUGUUUUGAUAAAAUUGUGGUGUGUUUUAUAAGAUUUUGUGGCAUAUUUAAUAAUCUUGUGAUGUGUUUUAAUGAAUCUUGUGAUAUACUUCCUUUUUUCGUGAGCCUUGUGGUUUGUUUCAUAAGUUUGUGGUGUGAUUUAUUAUUUUUGUGGUGUAGUGAGUUUGUGUAGUCUUUUCUAAAGUUUGUUGUUUUUUUGUGGUGGUGUUUCUAGUAUUUGACUAGCCUAUUACCCGGCCCGUUGGCCGGAUUAGUGUAUGUUACCCACUUGUGGAAUAGGAGAAAAAGCAAGUGAGAGUAGAAGGAAUUGGGAUUCCACUUGCUUAGGACCGACCCACUAAUCCGAUUCUUCCCGACCCGCCCCAACCUAAAGGGUCAGAAAGAGUCAAUAAGAAAAUACGAACGGAGAGGAUUAGUCAUAUAUCUUGAAUCUUCAUAAGUGGGUCAAACAGGAUCAAGGUUGGGUGAGGGGAAUUUUUAGCGCUAAGCAGAGUUCUGGUUGAAUAACUUUACUUAGGCCUAGAAAUUGGUGUUGAUGCAGACUGCAGUUUUUAUUAUACCAUCAUCAAUCAUCAUUGAAUUAGUCCUGGGCAUCCCUCCCCGUUGUCGGUCUGAAUUCUAAUGAUGGCUUCGUUCCUUGCACCAGCCAUAUCGGCGAGUUGUCAUCUCGAGCAUGAUUUGCCUAUGUACAAAUGAUACAAUUAGAGUAUGAAACUGAAUUCAAAGAAAGGAAAAGAGAAUUCUAUCACAUGCCAAUAAAUACACGCAUAAUAGUGAAGCUAAGUGAAAGUCAUUACUCGCAAAUCAAUUCUCAAAAAUUACAGACUAAACAAUGGCUAGAAUGGCACUGAAACUACCAAGAAUCAUGGACGAAACAACUUGUCAAAUUAAAUAAUCCUUAUACUCAAAACUACCUUCUAACUUGAAAUAGGACAUGAUCACAGUUCAUAGCUCUCUUCUCACUAUGAAUUGGUUGCAGCUCGUCCUUAUCACUGCCUCCCAAGCUCAAUUCCAACAGAAUAGAGACAGUUAUGUAAGAUAACCAUAUCCUUACUGAUCAUAAUUCCUUUCUUCACUCCAUUUUUGUCAGAGAAAAGAGUUAACCCCCUCUCCUGCAUUUCCCUUUCCCCCUCUCUUCUCCCUCUUCUUCACAAACCGAUCCCUAAACCAGCAACAACAACACAAAAAUAGCCUUUGCCUCUGCCAUCUCCAUCUACUGAACGCGUUGGUGGCAAGACAGGACUGCAGAAGCAAAAUUUUCUAAAAUCAAACUAAAUUUUUUGAAGGAGACCUAACCACGAAAAAAGAGUAAAGCAACAAUGCUAAUAGUUCAGAUGGUUGGUUUUGAUGUUAUACAUUGCUUUUGUUCUGGUCUCCAGUAUAUCAACUGCACGAUUUAGAAGCAAGUCCUCCUGUUUGUGUCAAACGGAAACAUUCAUGGGUUCUUAACUCCCCUGUUAGUGUAAAAGCAGCAGCAGCGGCAAAGAAGUUUGACAACACAGCAAGCACCCAGGCAAAAUGAUACAAUGCAGUAGGUGAUAUGUGUCUCGAAGGUUUUGAGUUACUAAAGUUCAUGUUAAAAAUAAACAUGAAUUAAAAUGGAUUAUUCUAUUAAUCAAACAUCCCCUCUAAUCAUACAAAGAUCAUAUAUCCAAUUCACAAACAAUUAAGCCAUAAAAAAUAUCAUACAUCCACCACCUUUGAUUGCCUAAAUUUGGUUUUUCGCAAAGUUAUGGACUCUUAAGGGUAACGUUCAUGGGUAGUCUGUUUCAUAACUCUAGAGAGCACAGUAAGCAGCCACCAGCCAGACACAGUGCGGUAGGCGAAUAUGAUUCUCAAUUCACAAUUUCUCACCACCGGAAGUAAGAACAGACCAUAAUAAGCGUAACAUUCAUGG
Molecule: messenger RNA, 5321 nt
Organism: Linum trigynum
Lineage: Eukaryota; Viridiplantae; Streptophyta; Magnoliopsida; Malpighiales; Linaceae
Source: the annotation of a GenBank genome assembly